GAUUCCAAUUCGUCGAGGGAAAAAAUACCUUAGAUAGGCGAAUUUUACACGUUGGAUGUCGCGUUAAUUUAAUAUGUCGAUUCAAUUUUUUUUCCUACCUUGAUCAACGAUAAAAAUAACCAAACAAGUUUCAGCCGCGCGUAAUACGAGUCAUUUGUUUAACUAAUAAAAAUUAUCGCUUUCUCUACAUUUCAAAGUUUCACCGUGAUAAGAAUAUAUGUACGCUAGACUUGCUAACGUACAAUAUGCUAAACGCUCGUUAGUAAUAAUGUUCUUUUUAAUAUUUUUUAAAAGUAAUUUUUUCACAAAUAAGUUCUACGUUCGCACCACCGAAAGGUAUUUUUGUAAAAAUGAAUUACUCGAAAAUGGAAAUAGAUACCCUCCAGAAGGAGGGAGAUGGCAAAGGGAAAAAUUCCAAAUACUUGCUCGGCAUUGAUAUGGGAACUACUUCGGUUAAAGUCACCGUAAUUGAAGAAAAAACUCGUAAAAUUGUCGCCGAAUGUAGCAAACCUACGGAAUCGUACGAAGUACAAAAUGAAAUCAAAAGCGAACAAGAUGUGGUGAGAAUAGUCGAAGCAUUGGAUCACUGUAUGGAUAAGAUACCGAAGAAAAUCCUCAAGCAGAUAAUAGGUAUUGGAAUCUGCGGCCAACAACACGGUCUGGUUUGCUGGUCAUCAGAAAAUAAACCUUGGAAACCGAAGAAACAAACAUUAAAAAUCGACAAGCACAAGGUGUCCCCACAUUACACAUGGCAAGAUGGUCGCUGCAGCCCAACAUUCCUUAGAUCAUUACCCAAAGAAGAUUCACACCUUUCAAUUCACACCGGAUAUGCUUGUUGUACGUUAUUUUGGCUUCAAAGAAACAGCCCAGAAACUCUACAAAACUUCAAUUGCGCCGGAACGAUCGCAGAUUUCACCGUAUCAAUGUUAUGUGACCUAGAUAAACCAUCAAUGACGCCGCAAAAUGCCUCCAGUUGGGGUUACUUUAACACCUAUGAUAAUACGUGGAACGUGAAAAUCCUGCAAAAUGCCUCAUUUCCGGUGAGCCUGCUUCCAACCAUUGUCCAAACGAAUACCAUCGCUGGAUACUUGAAAUCCUCCUGGCAUCUGAUUCCUGCUGGUACACCGGUUGGUGCUGCGUUGGGUGAUUUGCAGAGCACGGUCAGUGCAGUUUUGCAUGAUUCGAGUCACGCUAUGAUUAAUCUUUCGACGUCUGCCCAACUCGUAUUUAUAGAAAAUGAUUUUAAUCCGAAUGAAGCGCAAGAUGACCAUUCGGCGGCUGUGAAAAUUGUACCUUACUUUGAUAAUAAGUAUUUAUACGAGGCUGCUUCACUGAACGGAGGCAAUGCUUUGAAUUUGCUCGUAACCAAUGCCCACCAAUGCCUUAAACAGUAUGGUAGCUCUAUUAAAAAAGACACUUUAUGGACCAAACUGAUCGCAGCAGCUUGUGAAAAAAACGCCGAAACGGAUUUACAAACGAUACCAGCCUUUCUGGGAGAACGUUUUGAUCCCAAUUUAAGAGCCAAUAUUACCAAAAUAACCCCAUCUAAUUUCAACUUAGCGUCGAUAUUUCGUUCAUUUUGCAAAGGUAUCAUCGCAAGUUUCCACGACAUUUUACCCGAAAGUUCGCUAAAAAGACGCGGAAUUUGUAAAAUAAUCGGCACAGGUUCGGCUCUGCUUCGCAAUAAAGCACUUCAAAUGGAACUCGAGUCCCAAUACCAUCUACCAGUAGAGUACAAGAAUACCGGCGAUGCUGCUUUAGGAGCAGCUUUAUCUAUACUCAAUACUCUGCAACCAAAAUUGUUAUCACAAACGGACGAGCUCGUAACAGAAAAUAAUUUAUUAUAACAGAAAGUUUUACAGCUCGUAGACUCGUUCUCUUAUUAAAAACAAUAAUAAAGAAAUGCAAAAUGAAGGAAA
Planococcus citri (citrus mealybug) is the source of this 1919-nucleotide messenger RNA. RefSeq names its product sedoheptulokinase-like. Lineage: Eukaryota; Metazoa; Arthropoda; Insecta; Hemiptera; Pseudococcidae. Gene Ontology annotation, cellular component: cytosol. The record is from RefSeq and is a predicted model, not a curated record. The transcript has 8 exons. The coding region runs from base 351 to 1847 and encodes 498 amino acids. Gene Ontology annotation, molecular function: sedoheptulokinase activity. Gene Ontology annotation, biological process: glycerol metabolic process; phosphorylation.